AUGGGCUCCGGCACUUGGCUCCCGCUGCUCUUCACCCUCGGAGCUCUUUGGGAGCCGGUGGCCAGUCCCAACAUCCUGAUCCUCCAUCGGGAAUUGUCCAACGGCAGCUGCUCCCUCUCCCUUCUCUGCACCUCGGAGCGGGGGGACGAGGUUUCCUACAGCUGGGACAGCCAGAAUAACGGGACCAGGGGGAUCUGCUCCGGGAAUGGUAGAGUCCUGAACGUUUCCUAUUCCCUACGGAACGCCAGCGUCCGCUGCGUCUGCACUGCCAGGAAUCGCGUCAGCAGCCGCGACGUGGCCUUCGACUCUUCCCAGUGCGGCUCCGAGCAGCGGGGUGUCCCCGGGGUGAGGACAGAACUCCUCGUGCCGCUGGUGGCUCUCGGUGUCAUCGUUAUUGUCAUCGUGGCCAUCAUCACCUUCAGGGCCACCCACUCGGCCAAACGUUUGCAGGUCCCCUCCCAGGUGACUCCAGACAGUGCCACCAGCGCCACCAUCUAUGCCCAGGUGCAGAAGCCCAAAGGGACCGUCACCAACACCACCCCUGUGUCAUGCACCACCAUCUACGCCGCGGCCACCGGGCCACCUCUGGCCACCGACGGAGCCCCCCGGUCCCCGGCAGCGUCACCAAACCCAUGGGGACACCCCCAGGACACCACCACAGUUUAUGCCAGCGUGACUCUUCCCAUGGCCUGAGCCUCUCCUGGGAUCCGCUGAUCCCUGGGGGAUCCUUUGGGAAUCCCUGAGCGACCCCAGAGGAAACGGGGGCAGAACUCUCCUGUGUGUCCGGCGUGGUGGCCAGAGUGGUUCAGGAUGGUCAAGCGGGGACUGGACAUUGGUGAGGAGCCUGCCCUGGUUGUGGUUGAGGAAUUCCAGCGGGAUCCUGGAGCAGUGCUAGAAGGGAGAGAGGCUCUGGAUUUGCCUCGGAGCUGGGAAUGCUGGAGGAUCCCAACAGGAAUGGUCAUUCCCACUCCUGUGACUUUGGGAAUGGUCAUUCCCAAACCUGCGACCCCGGGAAUGGUCAUCUGUGACCCCGGGAAUGGUCAUUCCCACUCCUGUGACUUUGGGAAUGGUCAUUCCCUCUCUACGGCCUCAGGAAGACUGUCGGGAUUUGGACUCCAACCUCAUCCUAGUCCUGAUUUUCCGAGGGAGCUCACAGGGAAUUCAAAGAGGAAAAAUGAGAAGUGGUUUCUAUUUUGAGCUCUGGGAUGUGUUAAAAACCCCAACAUCCACCGGAUUUUGGCCCAAGGAGCGAGAAAUUCUGGGGACUCCUCUGUGGAAGGAGCCACGUCCCCACCAAACUUUCCCAUUCCCAUCCUUUCCCACUGAUGCAAGGGAUUUAUAAUCCCAAAUUAUCCCACAGGUCCAAGCUCAUGGAUUGUGACGG
Molecule: messenger RNA, 1384 nt
Organism: Ficedula albicollis (Collared flycatcher)
Lineage: Eukaryota; Metazoa; Chordata; Aves; Passeriformes; Muscicapidae
Gene: SLAMF1
Product: signaling lymphocytic activation molecule family member 1
Exons: 6
Coding region: 1-693 (230 amino acids)
Source: RefSeq, a predicted model, not a curated record